Molecule: messenger RNA, 1014 nt
Organism: Colletotrichum chrysophilum
Lineage: Eukaryota; Fungi; Ascomycota; Sordariomycetes; Glomerellales; Glomerellaceae
Exons: 3
Coding region: 1-1014 (337 amino acids)
Source: RefSeq, a predicted model, not a curated record
AUGUUGUGCGCGAGGGCAGCUCGCACAGCGCUGCUACGACGCCCGGCACUCCUCCUCGUUCGCCAGACCCCUUCCGCCGCCGCCCUCCGCAUUGCAGCAUCGAGUCCUCGACCGUACAGCCAAGCCAGCAGCAUCGCAAAUCCCCAGCCGGCAGAGUUGCGGAGCGCCACUGAAGACCUCCUCUUGGCUCUCGAUCAGGCGGAAGCGGCCGACCUGGCGGCGGUCCAAGACGUUGACGAAGUCGAAUACGAGCUUCCAUCAAGACCGGAUGACGGGCUGACCGCGAAAGAAACAAUCGACAAGCUCCUGCUCAAACCGAAACCCGCUCCGCAAUACCUCAACGCCAGCUUCUUUCUCAAGCGCAUCGGGAAAUGCCUCAUGUUUGGCUGCAACGAGGAGCAGGUCGCCGUGGCGGCCCGCCUUGUGCGCCAGAUCGCCAAGGACUUUCCUCGAUUGCAAAUGGCUCGGUCCAACGCCGUCGUCGACCCCAGGGCCGUGUAUACAGAAAGGCUAGACAUGACGAAACGAAUCGAGCUCGAGCCCUUGUCCAAGACGUUCGGAGUGAAAUGGGAUCAGAUUCAACGAAUACAACGGAAGACCUGGAAGGUUGAUUCCCACUCGCUGAGCCAUAAGCCGGUGUCGCCGCUGGCCAUCCAAAAUAUGCAGUGGCCGUCGAACUUGCGAUACAACAUCUCUCUGUAUACCCGUUUGGAGAGCUUCACUGAGAUGGAUCGCCGCGUCAAGUUCAUUCUCGACGUGGCCUUAUGGUCACAUUCGGCCAACGCUUUUCUUGUGAACGCAAAAGCCACACUGGUAUUUCUCUACCCCCGGAAACAGUUGCAGGGCAAGUCAACCCGCUGGUUUGCGGAAGAGAUGGAACGUAUGCUGAAUCAUGCGACGCCCGAGGUCUGGCAGGAGGGCAGAGACUUGAUAGACACAAUCCGCAUAUUGGAGUCGCAGACUUGGAAUAGGGCGGACGCGGUCGAGGACUUGGGCAGUGCUUCGUCGGCUUGA